Catharus ustulatus (Swainson's thrush) is the source of this 2570-nucleotide messenger RNA. RefSeq names its product neuroglobin (gene NGB). NCBI's taxonomy places the organism in Eukaryota, Metazoa, Chordata, Aves, Passeriformes, Turdidae. The transcript is spliced from 4 exons. The record is from RefSeq and is a predicted model, not a curated record. The coding region runs from base 47 to 532 and encodes 161 amino acids. Gene Ontology annotation, molecular function: heme binding; oxygen binding.
GCGGAGCCGCGGUUCCAACGCCGCGCCGCGGGGCAGGGCCCCCGCCAUGGAGAGCGGGAUGCCGCUGUCGGGCGGGCAGCGAGCGCUGAUCCGGGAGAGCUGGCAGCGGCUGAGCGGCAGCCCCGUGCAGCACGGCCUCGUCCUCUUCACCAGGCUGUUUGACUUGGAUCCUGACUUGCUGCCCCUUUUCCAAUACAACUGCAAGCAGUUUGCCAGCCCUCAGGAGUGCCUCUCUGCCCCUGAGUUCCUGGAUCACAUCAGGAAGGUGAUGCUGGUGAUUGAUGCUGCUGUGAGCCACCUGGAGAACUUAGCCUGCCUGGAGGAAUAUCUCUGCAACCUUGGCAAGAAGCACCAGGCAGUUGGUGUGAAGGUUGAGUCUUUCUCGACUGUUGGUGAGUCCUUGCUGUACAUGCUGGAGAAAUGCCUUGGUGCUGCCUUCAGCCCAGAAGUGCAGGAAGCUUGGAGCAAACUCUACAAUGCUGUGGUGAAAGCCAUGCAACGUGGCUGGGAGACCCUCCCAGAAGGGGACUAGAUCCUGCCAGCCAUCCCUAUCCCUGACCAUGCAGUGUCCUGAGCACAGGGAGUCUCGUGCCACACUCGCUGCCUCUCCCCACCUCUGUCUUUCUGUGUGCACCAGCCCAUGGCUGCCUCUGCCACUCACACGUGCUGUGGGGCUCUCACGUGGUUCCACCCUGCUUCAACAUGAGCGUGUCUCUGCCUUUGCUAAGGGCUGGCAGAGCAUGUCCCUGCAGCGAGGCCUGGCAGUGCCACAGCACAGGUAUGCCACCCUGCCCCAAGUUCCUUCAGGAACACCAACACCCACACACCUACUCUGGGUUUUAGCUUGCUCAUCUUCCCUCCUCUUGCUACCCAUCCUCUGUAGGUGAGAGCUGGCAUAGGCCUCUUGGGCUUAUUUGCCCAAAUCCUAUUUGCUGUGCUUUCCCUGCCAAGUCUGACACUGCUCGGUCCUCCUGCACUGCUGUACCUGGUUCAGCUGUGGCAGUGACAGAUUUGGCUCCAUCCAGGCCAAAAGGCAGCAAGAGAGUGAGGCUGGUCACAUCAUGUGGCUGUCCUCCAACCUUGCAGAGAAUUUUCCCCUUCUCCCUUUGUCAAUACAUCACUACCAGUUGGUUAAUUCUGGUGCUUCUGCCUUGCCUCUGACCUGGAUGGAAUCCCUGGCUUUUCCCUGUGUCAGGUUGGCCACAGCCCAGUAGGUUUCCUAGGCAUGCUUCAGGCAGUGUUGUCACAUUAAUCCCAAGGUGAGACUACUUUUGGCAGGGUUAGGCUGCCAGUUGAAAGGCUUUGUGUUGAUUUGGCCUGCUGGUUUACCCUUGGAGCUAUCUGAAAUGCAGCAGCAGCGGUAGCAGUGUCUGUUUACUGCUUUGUGUUAAGGAAAAUAAAGUAAAUCCAAGGAAAAGAUGUCUUAAAAUAAAAAUGAAGGUAGCAAUUGUGUCAUAGCAACAGCUUCCAGAAAUUCUGGCUCUUGGCCAGAGGAAGCAUAGCAUUCUGGAUGCUGUCAGAAUCUGGAGCACUUCCCAGCUGCUCACAGUGCCCAUCUGCAGAGUUCCUCACCCUCACAGGAAUGAGGAGAUAGCAUCUGCUAGAAGAAAUCCCAGAAAACUGCUGAGAAGCAGCACCUGAGGGCUCUGUGACGGGGCUGAACUUGAGCACUUUGAGGAAGAGUUCAUCUUUAUGGGGAAGUCACUAUGGAAAAAGCAGAACCAUGUUUCUAGCCACCACUAGCCCCAGAGCAAGGACAUAGAGCAAUUAUUCAGUUACAAGCAGCACUGGGUUUUUUUGCUUCUUCUUCAGGACAGGAGGAGCCUAGUGUUGAGGUCUGAGAUGGUCCUGUUCUGAGGACACAUUCAUCUUAUUCUCAGAUGUCCUCCACUCUGGGGCAGGAGAAAGCUGCCUGCUCAAUGUAAAUGAGGUCUCCUAGGCCCAUGCCACAGAGGGGAUGGUGGGGUGCCCUGUGAGAUGGUUCUCUAGUGCCCUGCCACCAGGCCUGAUGGCAGCUAUGGGCUACCAGCAAGCAAAAAGCCCUCCAGAUGUGUUUGGGAGGCAAGCAGGUGUUGUGAAACAGGAGGGAACAUCCCCACAUUCCUUGUCCUCCCUAUUGGUACCAUGUUCUGCAGCCCUGCAGUGUGGUGCUGUGCAUCCUGGCCCAUGGCUCUCUCCAUCAGCUGGGUCAGGUGAAGUCCUCCCCAUUCUUGUACCCAGCAGUGCGGGAUGGAGGAUCUGGGGCUGGGGCGAGACACUGCCUUUGAUGGCACAGUAUAGGGCAGGAGGGUUUGGGAAUGGGCAUGUCCUCUUUGCAAACCUGUUAUGGGACAUCAGCCUUCAGCAUCAGGGAAGUGGGACACCUUCUGGCUCCAUGUGACAGGUAGGCAGCUGUGUGACGGGUGAGGUAUGGGUGUUACUGCCCAAACCAUCCCUGCUCCCUCUAGCUUUCCCAGCUCCUUGGCUUCUUCUCUUCUGUGCCACAUUUUGUGUUCCCAAGAGAACUGAACUAGUCUGUGUGCCUCUUAUACCCAGCUGUACUGUUUAUUAAAAAACAAUGGUGAGUCUUA